Molecule: messenger RNA, 1443 nt
Organism: Phascolarctos cinereus (koala)
Lineage: Eukaryota; Metazoa; Chordata; Mammalia; Diprotodontia; Phascolarctidae
Gene: PACRG
Product: parkin coregulated
Cellular component (GO): vesicle; neuron projection; cytosol
Molecular function (GO): Hsp70 protein binding; Hsp90 protein binding
Source: RefSeq, a predicted model, not a curated record
UACGUUGCCUAGCAACCUCGCUGAGCACCUUUGGAAGCCUGUUGCAGCUGCAGAAUACGGUCCUGCCCCCCUUUCUGCCCCUCCCCUCCCCCAAACUCCCUCUUCACCUUGGAGCUGCCAAACAGCUGGAACUAGGAGCAAACCCGGGCAGGACCUGGAGGGUUCAUUUAUUACUAUAACAGUGCCGUUUUUACUCUCCAUAACCCCACUCCGGCUGUGUCCCUCCCUUCCUCCCCUCCACCUCCCAGUCAUUCUUAAAGCACUGGAUGUGGGCACAAGACAUUUCCUAGGAAGAUGGUGGCAGAAAAAGAGACCCUGAACCUAAAUAAAAGUCCAGAGAAGAUGAUGAAGAGGACCAAACUACAGCCGCAACAGCCACUCCCGGUGCACCAGCCGCACUCCCUGGUUUCUGACGGCUUCACUGUCAAAGCCAUGAUGAAAAAUUCAGUCGUGAGAGGCCCUCCAACUGCAGGAGCAUUUAAAGAACGACCAACAAAACCCACAGCAUUUCGAAAGUUUUAUGAGCGAGGAGAUUUCCCAAUUGCCCUUGAGCAUGACUCCAAAGGAAACAAAAUUGCCUGGAAGGUAGAGAUUGAAAAGCUGGAUUACCAUCACUAUCUGCCUCUGUUUUUUGAUGGGCUUUGUGAGAUGACAUUUCCCUAUGAGUUUUUUGCUCGACAAGGAAUCCAUGACAUGCUGGAACAUGGGGGAAACAAGAUACUUCCUGUCAUUCCACAGCUUAUUAUUCCAAUAAAAAAUGCAUUGAAUCUUCGUAACCGGCAGGUCAUCUGUGUCACACUCAAAGUCCUUCAGCAUCUGGUUGUUUCAGCUGACAUGGUGGGUGAGGCUUUGGUGCCCUACUACCGACAAAUUCUCCCCAUUCUAAACAUCUUUAAGAAUAUGAAUGUAAAGACAGCACAUAUAAGAGCAUGGUGGCUAGAGGAAUGGUAUUUUGGUCAAGGAAGAAACAGGGAUGUUAACUCCGGAGAUGGCAUUGACUAUAGCCAACAGAAGAGAGUAAACAUUGGAGACUUGAUCCAAGAGACACUAGAGGCGUUUGAGCGCUUUGGAGGAGAAGAUGCUUUUAUAAACAUUAAAUAUAUGGUCCCCACCUAUGAAUCAUGCUUGUUAAACUAACAGAUAGGACAGCUGUGUUAAUGGGGAAGAUUCCAUUUGUGUUCUAAUCAUCUAUCUCUGACAUUGUUCAACAUCUUGUUAUUUAUGACUCCUUUUUUCUACAGCUGCUAAAAUAGUGGUUUCUGGGCCAUUAGACUGUUAUCACUGUUGUGAACAAGGCUUUCCAAUACAUAAAUAGUGCCUGUUUCUUAGAUUACAAUGGUGUACUGUGCUUAUUUGUUCCAAGGAAGAAUCACUCCUUUAUACAGUGCUGACUGAAGCAGGAGUCCAAGUUAGACCUUCAGUUGUAUAGACAAUAAAACGAUA